CUUUUUUCUCAAUUUGUUUAAAAUUCUUUUUCCUCAUCUAAUCUUUCAAUUAACCAAAUAUUUUUUAUAUUAACCUCUCCCCCCUCUCUAUAAAAAUAUUUUUUUAUUCUAGCCAUGGUCUUUCAGUCGUUGAAAAAGCUCAACUACCAGUACGAGGUCACCACCGGUCUGUACAUGCUCGAGUCGUGGGAGAAGUACAUUGUCAACGGCGUUGUGUGUGCCGGCUUUGCCCUGGUCGCGUACACCACCAUCAACCACCUGCCGACCCAGAGCAUGGGGUUCCUGCAACAGAUGUCAAACUAUGCCGCCUAAAUCAAUAAACAAACAUACAUAUAUUCCUCCAUAUAAGACAGAGUCUGCCCCCCUCUACCACCUUGUGGCGCUCAAAACUCUUCAACUUUUUUUUAAAUUUUUUUCUUGUAUCUUUCUUCUCUUCAACUUUUUUUAGCUAAUCCCAAUAAUGUCUCUUAAAAAAAUCUUGUCAUAAUAACAUAUUUUAUAUCUACAACAUAAA
Messenger RNA from Kickxella alabastrina, 514 nucleotides. RefSeq lists its product as uncharacterized. The transcript has a single exon. Gene Ontology annotation, cellular component: serine palmitoyltransferase complex. Gene Ontology annotation, molecular function: serine C-palmitoyltransferase activity. Gene Ontology annotation, biological process: ceramide biosynthetic process. Bases 115 to 312 code for a protein of 65 amino acids. NCBI's taxonomy places the organism in Eukaryota, Fungi, Kickxellomycota, Kickxellomycetes, Kickxellales, Kickxellaceae. The record is from RefSeq and is a predicted model, not a curated record.